Molecule: messenger RNA, 672 nt
Organism: Salvia splendens (bonfire salvia)
Lineage: Eukaryota; Viridiplantae; Streptophyta; Magnoliopsida; Lamiales; Lamiaceae
Product: protein FAR1-RELATED SEQUENCE 5-like
Exons: 1
Coding region: 1-672 (223 amino acids)
Biological process (GO): regulation of DNA-templated transcription
Source: RefSeq, a predicted model, not a curated record
AUGCAUAAGUUGGCUAGCAAGGUACCGAACCGGUUGCUGAGGGACGACGAGUUCAAAAAGGAGUUCAAUGCUUGUGUGUGGUCGGACCUCGUUGAGCCGGACGAAUUCGAGGAGGAGUGGAAUAGAUUGGUCAAACAGCAUCAACUAGAGGACAUCGACUGGUUCACCACAUUGUAUGCGUACAGGAAAUUCUGGAUACUGGCGUACUUCAGGGAUUUUCCUAUGGGAUCGAUGAUUAGGACUACGUCCAUAUCCGAAUCCGAGAAUAGUUUCUACAAAAAUUUUCUGAAGCCCCGAGCUAACAUAGCUGAAUUCUACUUGAAUUUCAACCAUGCAAUAGAAUUCCAGCGGAACAGUAGAACAACGUUGGACUACCACGAUGCCACUACCAUACCCAUACUAGCCACUACUCUGCCAUUCGAGAAACAUGCUUCCAGGAUGUGUACCGACAGUAUGUUCAAGAAAAUACAAGAAGAAAUUAUGGAGGGUAAUGAAAGAUAUCGUGUGCUUGGAUUUUUGUUCGGAGAAACGGUUGACACCUACAAGCUUGGGGACAGCAAACGCAAUGCAUAUGUCGUCCGUCAUCAGAAGACUGAUGAUACUUACUCGUGCGAAUGCAAACUAUUUGGUCGGCAUGGUUAUUUGUGCAGCCAUGAAAAAAAUCCCGGAUAA